Messenger RNA from Tupaia belangeri chinensis (Chinese tree shrew), 417 nucleotides. It is a transcript of the gene NANOS2, whose product is annotated as nanos C2HC-type zinc finger 2. The transcript has a single exon. The record is from RefSeq and is a predicted model, not a curated record. Bases 1 to 417 code for a protein of 138 amino acids. Gene Ontology annotation, molecular function: RNA binding; zinc ion binding. NCBI's taxonomy places the organism in Eukaryota, Metazoa, Chordata, Mammalia, Scandentia, Tupaiidae.
AUGCAGCUGCCGCCCUUCGACAUGUGGAAGGACUACUUCAACCUGAGCCAGGUGGUCUUGGCACUGAUCCAGAGCCGGAGGCAAAGGCUAGAGGCCCAAGAGAUCUCAGAGCCGAGACCUGUGCCCCAGGCGGUGCCCUUUCAGGAGCUGGGAGGCCCGGGAGCCAGCGGGGGCCCAGCCGCCCUGUGCAACUUCUGCAAACACAACGGGGAGUCUCGCCAUGUCUACGCCUCACACCAGCUGAAGACCCCGGAGGGCGUGGUGGUGUGCCCCAUCCUGAGGCACUACGUGUGUCCCCUUUGUGGGGCCACCGGGGGCCAGGCCCACACACUCAAGUAUUGCCCACUCAACGGUGGCCAGCAGUCCCUCUACCGCCGCAGUGGGCGCAACUCGGCCGGCCGCAAGGUCAAGCGCUGA